Molecule: messenger RNA, 1005 nt
Organism: Desarmillaria tabescens
Lineage: Eukaryota; Fungi; Basidiomycota; Agaricomycetes; Agaricales; Physalacriaceae
Exons: 5
Coding region: 1-1005 (334 amino acids)
Source: RefSeq, a predicted model, not a curated record
AUGUCUAGCCACCUGAAGACGGAUGCCUUGAUAUCGAUCAGAGAUGGUGCUGCAGCCGUCGAGGAAGGGGAGACUCUGAUUAUAAUUUUAUGCGGCCAUAGCGACAUCGAGGGCAAGUUUCUGAUUGGCAACGGCGAGGGCGUUUGUCGCCAGCUCACGAAAGACGAGCUCGAGGCUUCUGUUCGAACCUGUAAAGGAAAGGUCAUGGUUAUCACUACUGCCUGUCAUGGCGGACUUGGGACCAAUAACCUCUGGGACCUGGUGGCAGCAGCGCCGACAAGCCAAGAAUCGAGUUCCAUUGUAGCAUCAGAAUCUAACCAGCACUACGGGGGCGUCUUCACUGGUGCUCUUCCGGCGGAGCAUUACUCGCAAGCUGGCAUUGAUAUGCCUCGUCCUGGAGCCAGGACUAUAACCGAAUUCUACCCCGAACCCCACAAUACGGAUGACCUUGUUUCCGAAAUGAACAAGUUCCGUUUAUCACUCAACAGGCACCUGUAUAGGGCGCCUUUUGGACACCGUGGUGACAGAGAUCAUAUGUUCCCUUUCGAUGGACCUACCUCGCUUUCAGCUAUUCCAUUUACCAAAGUAACGCCCAACCCCGUGACAUCCACCUCUGUUGGACAGUCAGGCUCUAGAGAACGCACCAUGGACGUUGGCGGGGACGAGCAGGAAAUGCUGGAGCUGGCGACCGCCGUUAAACGAGAGGAACUCGCCACGGUCGUUUCAAACAUCUUCGUCAUGAGGCCAAAAAAGCACUGGUCACAUCUUCGGAAACACGAGGCUCUGCGCAAGCAAGCCAGAAUGGACCUGUUGAUGGGCUGCUUAUCCAAGAGGCUUCGCGAUGUUGGUAAAUGCGAUGUUAACGUCGUCACAUUUGAGGGCAAGUGGCUGGAGCCUGCGUACUGGCUAGCAAGGUUGUGGAAGGCAGCUGGCGGGGUUGCAGUUGACCAAUCAGCUUGGGCUAAGACAGUUUCAGCAGCUACCAGCACUGUGGAUGUACGAUAG